Messenger RNA from Rhipicephalus sanguineus (brown dog tick), 469 nucleotides. RefSeq lists its product as uncharacterized. The record is from RefSeq and is a predicted model, not a curated record. The transcript has 2 exons. The coding region runs from base 17 to 415 and encodes 132 amino acids. NCBI's taxonomy places the organism in Eukaryota, Metazoa, Arthropoda, Arachnida, Ixodida, Ixodidae.
GGCGCAGCGGAGCGUCAUGGACGGUGGUGCCUGGCGGGGAAGCCGGCGUCAGUGGAGUGACGGCGGAGGCUCAAAGGCGGGCUCCCAGUGGUCCUCCUUCGACGUCGGGCUGCCGGCGUUGGCCGCGGGCUUCGUGACGGGGGCGCUGCACGUGUGGCUGCUGCAGCCGCCAUACGUGGCCCGCAGGAGCGCAGCCGCGGCAGCCGGCGCCUGCUUGGGCGCCCUCCUCGUCGGCUGUUUCGUCAACGUCCAGCGGGAUGCCAGAGUCGCUAAGGAGGCAUCCUCGCAGCCGGAGCCGGCACGGUCGUGGAACGAUGGCGAACGCCGACCAGCGUACAGCGACGAAUUGCCCAGGGGACCGAGGACGCCGCGGAAGGCCGUCAUCCUGAAGAACUUCCGCAUGGAUGACGCCUGACGCCACCGCGCAUACAAAUCACAACUCAAACUACCGGCACCACUUCGCUACGCA